Messenger RNA from Eucalyptus grandis, 1894 nucleotides. RefSeq names its product S-adenosylmethionine decarboxylase proenzyme. Gene Ontology annotation, cellular component: cytosol. Gene Ontology annotation, molecular function: adenosylmethionine decarboxylase activity. The record is from RefSeq and is a predicted model, not a curated record. Lineage: Eukaryota; Viridiplantae; Streptophyta; Magnoliopsida; Myrtales; Myrtaceae. Gene Ontology annotation, biological process: spermine biosynthetic process; spermidine biosynthetic process.
CGUCUUCUGGAGGCCUCGCGAUCACACAUCCUGCAACGCUUCUCGUCCGCAACAAACUCCCUCGUUUCUCUCCGCGCUUCUCGUUCCCCGCUUCCCUCCCUCCCUCUCUCUCUCUCUCUCUCUAGAAAGCUCCUAGGGUUUCGCCGCCGCCGCCGCCGCCGCCGCCGCCGUCGAAUUCCAGAGGGAUCUCCGGUCGAAUCAGUCCUUCUCCCUUGGCCUCUCUACCGCGUCCCGUACGCGAGCCUCAAUACAGAUCUGAAAACUGAAUGAACUAAUGGAGUCAAAAGGUGGGAAAAAGAAGUCUAGCAGUAGUAAAUCCUUAUUCUACGAAGCUCCCCUCGGUUACAGCAUCGAAGACCUUCGUCCUCACGGUGGCAUCAAGAAGUUCAGAUCGGCUGCUUACUCCAACUGCGCGAGAAAGCCAUCCUGAGAUUCCCCAAGCAGUGGCGUGAUCCUUUAGAUUCUGCAAUUUUGUUUCAAGUCAUAAUAGCUGUAGUUCUGCUGUCUCUGUUUCUUUUCAACUUCGAUCAUCCUCUCGUUCUCUCUUGCAACUCGUUCUCAACUGCUCGCUCACUUUCUGAAAGUCGAGAUGGCAUUGUCAGUUUCCGCCAUCGGGUUUGAGGGUUACGAAAAGAGGCUCGAGCUCACAUUCUAUGAGCCUGGAAUUUUUGCUGAUCCUGAAGGGAUGGGUCUCCGCUCAUUGUCCAAAUCCCAGUUGGAUGAGUUUCUGAAAUUAGCUGAGUGCACCAUCGUUUCUUCGCUGUCAAAUGAUUUCGUUGACUCUUACGUCCUUUCAGAGUCUAGCCUCUUUGUGUACCCUUACAAACUCAUCAUCAAGACUUGCGGGACUACAAAGUUACUUUCCAUUCCAGCCAUCCUCAGAUUGGCUGAUUCCCUGUCCCUUUCUGUCAAGUCUGUGAGGUACACUCGUGGGAGCUUUAUAUUCCCCGGUGCCCAGCAUUUCCCGCAUCGGAACUUCUCAGAGGAAGUAGCUGUCCUCGAUACCUACUUUGGUAAUCUUGGCGCUGGCAGCAAUGCGUAUCUGAUGGGCAGUACGGAAAAGGCUCAGAAAUGGCAUGUUUAUUCUGCUUCUGCUGAGAAGACGAGCCUCUCAGAUUCGGUUUUCACUCUCGAGAUGUGCAUGACUGGUCUUGGCAAGCAAAGGGCAUCUGUCUUCUUCAAAGAGAACUCGCCCUCAGCUGCAGCUAUGACAGAGGAGUCUGGCAUUCGGAAGAUUCUUCCAAAGUCUGAUAUCUGCGAUUUUGAUUUUGAUCCCUGUGGCUACUCCAUGAAUGCUAUUGAAGGGAGUGGAAUCUCAACAAUCCAUGUCACUCCAGAAGAUGGUUUCAGUUAUGCCAGUUUCGAGGCUGUUGGCUAUGAUUUUAAGGCUGCGGAUCUGUCCCAGCUAAUCCAGAGGGUGUUGGUCUGCUUCGAGCCAACCGAGUUCUCUGUGGCUCUCCAUUCCGAUUUAGCUGGCGAGGAUCUGGUGUCGAGGUUCCCUCUCGACCUGAAGGGGUACAGUGCUGGAGAAACGAGUUGCGAGGCGCUUGGAAAAGGUGGUUCUAUCAUGUAUAUGAGCUUCGCUGGAACAGGAAGCUGUGGAUCCCCAAGGUCCAUCCUGAAGUGCUGUUGGAGCGAGGACGAGAAAGAUGAGGAAGUCGAAGAGAAAUAGUGGUCAAUUAAUAAGUAGUAUGAAUAAGUAGAGCUUGUGGCCGUGUUGUCUUGGGAGCACAACAUUGAGCUCGAGUCUGUCAUUGUCGUUUUAUUUCUUGCUUCGUUUGUCAUUGGGCGUCGUAGUUGCUCUUCUUGUUGAGUCUCGCGGUCUGAGUCUGAGACAGUGUCAUGGUGCGGAUGUGUUGCAGAUUAAUGAAGGAUCAUUCUGUGUUUUCGUCGA